This is a messenger RNA of Gopherus evgoodei (Goodes thornscrub tortoise), 939 nucleotides long. RefSeq names its product SH3 and cysteine rich domain 3 (gene STAC3). The record is from RefSeq and is a predicted model, not a curated record. NCBI's taxonomy places the organism in Eukaryota, Metazoa, Chordata, Testudines, Testudinidae. Gene Ontology annotation, molecular function: protein binding. Gene Ontology annotation, biological process: positive regulation of voltage-gated calcium channel activity; positive regulation of protein localization to plasma membrane; skeletal muscle contraction. Gene Ontology annotation, cellular component: extrinsic component of cytoplasmic side of plasma membrane.
AGAAGCCUGUCAACGACAAGCCCCACAAGUUCAAGGAUCAGUACUUCAAAAAGCCCAAGUUCUGUGACGUCUGCGCCCGCAUGAUUGUCCUCAACAACAAAUUUGGCCUGAGAUGCAAGAACUGCAAAACCAGCAUCCACCAGCACUGCCAGUCCUACGUGGAGAUGCAGCGGCUUCGGCAAGAUGGCCCCCGGAUUCCGCCGGGCGUACAGCUCCCCGCUACAGCAACCAGCAAUACGCCUGCGUCAAGGAGCUGCUCUCGGCAGCCAAUCGCAGUGACCCCGUGUUCGAGACCCUCCGGACGGGCGUCAUCAUGGCCACAAGGAGAGGAAGAAAGGACAAGAUGAAGAAGAACCCCUUGGCCGCCAUGAUGGACGAGGAGCCGGAGCCUGGGAAGCACGAAGUGGGCAAACUCGAGGCAGGCAACCCAGAAGGACAGAAGGCAGAGAAAAGCACCUCCGAUGACAAGAACAAGAAGCCCCAGCCCGGCUUCCUGCAGACUCAUUACUUUGUGGCACUUUAUCGCUUCAAAGCCCUGGAGAAGGACGACCUGGAUUUCCACCCGGGGGAGAAGAUCACGGUGGUGGAUGACUCCAACGAGGAGUGGUGGCGGGGGAAGAUUGGCGAGAAAAUCGGCUACUUCCCCCCAAACUUCAAUCGGGUGCGGGCGGGCGAGCGGGUGCACAAGGUCACCAGGUUUGUGGGCAACAAGGAGAUUGGGCAGAUCACGCUGAAGAAGGAUCAGAUCGUGGUGCAGAAGGGGGAGGAAGUGAACGGCUACGUCAAGGUGUACGGCCGCAAGGUGGGGCUCUUCCCCGUCGACUUCCUGGAGGAGAUUUGAGCCCGCCCCGGCGCCGGCAGUGGUCUUUAGCCAAGGGGUGAGCGGGCUGGGCCUGGAGCCGCGACUCGGGCCCCGAACAUGGCCACCGGGUCAUUUCC